CGAGACCGAAUUCAUUAGCGAUAAGAAGACCCAUUCCUGAAAUGGUUCACCCAGGUCAGAUUCUCCGGACCAAUCAUCGUCCUCCCGUGUCUUAUCAUCACAGCCAAUGGCGCUCAUGACCUAUAAAGGACUUUAUCUGGUCUACAACCUUCCUCUUCAUCUUCACACUGUGACGAGCGUCAAGUCUUGCAACCAUGGGUUCAUCUGUAUCUAAGGUUCCUCUUCAAGUUUCUGGCACCGGAACAUCUUCGUCAGAAGUGCUCGACGAGAAAGGCUUUGUUCGCCCGCGCAGCUCCACGUCAUCACCCACAACGGCUUCGUCGCCUUUGGCAACCGACGGUUCAAUUUCCUUGUCUAAUGUCGAUACUUGGGAGUCCGCCGCCGCCGCGGACCCAAAGAUCCAACUUACCCGCACAAUCCUUACUCAUACAAACAUAAAGUCGACCCUUAUCAGUCGUCCAGCACAGGUUGCAAUACCACAUGUUUUCAAUCACGAGGUGGAGUUCAAAACUGGGCCUGUCACAAACCAGAAGUCCAGUGGUAGAUGCUGGCUCUUCGCAACUACCAAUGUCAUUCGGCAUGAAGUCAUGAAGAAGUUGAAGCUCAAGGAAUUCCAGCUCUCUCAGUCAUACCUCUUCUUCUGGGAUAAGUUGAACAAGUCCAAUUAUUACCUAGAGCUUUCCAUCGAGAAUGCAGACCUGCCUGUCGAUGAUCGCCUGGUCAACUUCCUUGCGAAUGACCUCAUUAGCGACGGCGGUCAAUGGGACAUGGUUGUCAACCUACUCGAGACAUAUGGUCUCGUUCCUCAGCCAGUUUACCCUGAGUCAUACCAUUCAAGUGCCUCGAGCCCCAUCAACAGCCUUCUGAAGUUGAAGCUCCGAGAGCAUGCCCUCACUCUUCGCGCGCUCUUUUCGUCACUGAAGGCCGAUCACAACGUCUCGCCGGAGUCUGCUCUUUCGACCCUUCGUGCGAAGAAGGAAGAGCUUAUGCAAGAGAUUUAUACCAUCAUGAGCGCAACCUUGGGUGUUCCUCCUAAGCCCGACGCGCCCUUCACCUGGGAGUACUACACUGAAGAUGGUAAGUAUGCGAAGUGGGAGGGUACCCCUCUGCAAUUCUACAAGGCUUUCACAGCCAAGUUCUCGCCGGCGGAGUCUUUCUCCCUCAUUAACGACCCGCGGAACGAGUACGGUAAGCUAUACACUGUGGACAAGCUCGGCAACAUCUGGGGUGGACGAUCUGUUCUGUACGUGAACACUCAGAUCGAUGACCUCAAGCAGGCCAUAGUCCGAUCUAUCAAGGCUGGUCAGCCAGUCUUCUUCGGUUGUGAUGUAGGCCAAUUCUCCGACUCCGGCAAGGGCGUCGGUAUCAUGGACACUGACUAUUUCGAAUACGAACAAGCAUUUAACAUCACACUGGGACUUACCAAGGCCCAGCGACUGCAGACAAACGAGUCCGCCAUGACACAUGCGAUGGUUAUCUCCGGCGUGCAUGUGGAUGAGAAGACUGGUCGUCCCGUCCGAUUCAAGGUGGAGAACUCUUGGGGUGAAGAUAGUGGCGUGCACGGUUUUAAUGUGAUGAGUGAUAAAUGGUUCGACGAGUUUGUGUUCCAAGUUGUGGUGCACAAAUCUUUGGCGACCAAGGAGCAUGUAAAGAUCUUUGAGUCGGGGGAGAAGGUGGUGCUGCCUGCUUGGGACCCCAUGGGUGCUUUGGCAUGAAUACCUCAGGGCCUCAGUGUAGUCUUUAUGCCACAUAUGUACAUACCGUUUAUUUUUGUGUUUGCAGACGUACCAGCGGCUAUAAAACGUCGUGGUUCGUGUACUUAUUGAGUGGACGUGGUACUCAAAA
This is a messenger RNA of Suillus bovinus, 1845 nucleotides long. Its product is annotated as peptidase C1B bleomycin hydrolase. The transcript has 8 exons. Gene Ontology annotation, cellular component: cytoplasm. Gene Ontology annotation, biological process: proteolysis; L-homocysteine catabolic process; response to toxic substance. The coding region runs from base 195 to 1715 and encodes 506 amino acids. The record is from RefSeq and is a predicted model, not a curated record. Gene Ontology annotation, molecular function: cysteine-type aminopeptidase activity. NCBI's taxonomy places the organism in Eukaryota, Fungi, Basidiomycota, Agaricomycetes, Boletales, Suillaceae.